This is a messenger RNA of Funneliformis caledonium, 235 nucleotides long. NCBI's taxonomy places the organism in Eukaryota, Fungi, Glomeromycota, Glomeromycetes, Glomerales, Glomeraceae. The record is from the annotation of a GenBank genome assembly.
CAUAUUUCAGUUCAAGCUGAAAUUGAUGGUAAACUUAUUUCAAGAAGCUAUACACCAACUAGUUCUGAUGAUGAUUUAGGACAUUUUGAUUUAGUCAUAAAGUCAUAUCCUAGUGGAAAUUUAUCCAGAUAUUUUGGAGAAAACCUCGUAGUUGGGCAAAAAAUCUCUGUUAAAGGACCAAAGGGACAAUUUAAAUAUACCCCCGGUUUAGUUAGAGCUUUUGGAAUGAUUGCCG